Messenger RNA from Toxotes jaculatrix (banded archerfish), 2404 nucleotides. Its product is annotated as overexpressed in colon carcinoma 1 protein homolog. The coding region runs from base 205 to 393 and encodes 62 amino acids. The transcript has 6 exons. The record is from RefSeq and is a predicted model, not a curated record. NCBI's taxonomy places the organism in Eukaryota, Metazoa, Chordata, Actinopteri, Toxotidae.
GAGAGGGGACGAGGACACGACCAAAGGAGAUCCCUGUGAGACAUUCUUUGACCAUCCCUCUCUUUCUUCCUCUCUGUCACCUCUUUCUUCCUCACUUUCUCCACCUCUCCCAAUGUGUUUUGGGUCUCUCUCUCUUCCUCCUCCUCCUCCUUCUUCUUCUUAAGCGUCUCUGCUCUGCUUGGACGGUGGCUGCAUCGAUGCAAAAUGGGUUGUGGCAAUUCCUCAGCCACCAGCACCUCAGGAGGGGGGCCAGCAGAAGCCUCCAAAGAUGUGACAGAAGAUCCCUCGGCAGAAGAUGAGAAACGGAGGAACUAUGGUGGUGUAUACGUAGGUCUACCAGCAGACCUGACCACUGUGGCUGCUAGUCAGUCCAAGUCUACACGUAAAGACUAGCAGCUACUGAAGGGAACACAACACAGGAUCCUGCAUAUUCAUUCACCUAGAGACACUCUCAUUACAAGCAGAGAGCAUGUAAGUGCUCUGAUUCUGGCUCACCACACACUGGCUAAAGUCUCAGGCUGUAAUACUUUCAUUCAGUGAGGAUGGGGACAGCUUGCCGGGGCUCAGAGGACACUGCCCCAUGGAGUCAUGGGAGGCACAGACACGCAGGGAUGCACAGUGGAGGUCUGCAUACGGCAUCCAUCAUCAUCACCCUUCAAUUUGCAAAAAAGAAGAUGGGCAUCGAAGCAGACAAGCACACACCGUGGCAGGACUGGCAGCUGUGGGCGGCAGCAGCGGGCAUUGUGACAGCCAUCUUGGCUUCUCGGUCAUGGCACUGGAACGUUCUCUCUUUCUUUCGCAGGAGGAGACAGGGAACCCAGCCAACUAACUCACUAACUAACUGUCUGGGACUCACACACAUUCCCAGUAGCCUUCUGCAAUAAUAAACACUGCUCAGUUAUUUCUCUAAAACGCCAUCAAUGAUUCAUUGUGUGUCGGAGACGGAGAGUUAGAGAGACAGAGAGAAAUCAGAGUUUCACAGGAAGCAGCAAACACAUUCCUGUUCAUGCGUCACAGGGCAUCUCACUGUUAUUUAAAAUAGCUUUGAUUUCAAUCAGGGACCUUCUGCUGCAACAGAAAUGUCUGAAAAUGACACUGAUUUUAAUUAUGGGCCUAAAUGCUAAUGACAGCAGUGAGUUAAGUCAAGGAUGUUUUAAUAGAUGCCCCUAAACCUAAUUGUCCUGGGUGCAUCAACCAGGCCAUACCUGUUGUUGUCACUUAACUUGUGCCCCAGACUGAUUAUGUAACAUCAGCAAAUGACUCAUGAUACUUGGAGGAUCUCUCUCGCUCUCUCUCUUUCUCUCUCUCUCUCUCUCUGUCUGCCUCUCUCUCAUGCUCUCUCUGCAGCAUGUUGUUUUUUUUUUUUUUCUUGAAGAGCUCUGGUUCAAGUGCUUGUGGGUAAUUCACACACCUCUUACAGUCUUUCUCAAGAUUUACAGAGAUAGAAUUGUCACACAGUUUGUUCAUAUCUCACCAUGUUUAUGUGAUCUCAUGUGUAACAGCAAAAAACAUGUCUUUGAAUUAUCUUCAGCUGCAAAAAAAUAAUGUACAAAGGAAACAUAGUAAGAAGAGAAGCAGAAAUGGUGGACUUGUUUUCCCUCCUUCUUUUAUUCUUACAAUUCAAUUCAUUGCUUUGUACCACAUGCACUGAUUUUAUUACCGACUAUUUUAUACAUUAUGUAUCAACCGUAAUUGUGAAUGUUGUUUUACUGUAUGUAAUCUUAAAAUGAUAAUGCUGGUUUAUUCUAUAUUUUUCUUAUUGUCAACAAAUCCCAAGGAAGGACUAAAACUAACAGUGUUUUUAAAACAAGGUCAUUACAAGGUCUAGACUUAAAAAGUCAAGAAUGAAUCCUUAAACUCAACGUGUUCCUCCAUCUGUCAAUACAACUCUAAUUUUUUCCUACUAAAGAGGUAAAUCUUUAAAAACAAGUCACAAAUAUAAAGUUUAUUUUUCAAAAGAAAAAGUAAGCUAAGUAAUUCCUAGAACGGCUGCAAAUUAAUACACAUUUGAUGCAUCAGUGAGCAUUUACAACAGCAGGACAGUGUAUGUAGGACUGAUAAUAACCUGUAGUACCCAGGUUCAUCAUAAUGAAGGAACAUCUCACCCAGUGUGAUGAUGGUGCUUGGUAAUGUGCUUUUAGUAGUUUUUGGACAAUAAAGGUCUGCAGCUCAGAGGAAUAAGCUAUACAUACAUUCUUUGGACACAGAGACAACACUUAAAGGAUCAGUUCAUUCCUGGUUAUGGAAAUUUAAUGGGAUUUGCAGACAACAUGAAGAACAUAUAAUAUCACCAGUCUCAUCCUUUAACGAAAAAAAAAUCACAUACACCACAGUGUCCGCAGAAAAAAACAAAAACAAAAGAAAAACAAAAAAAAAACCAAAAAAAAAAAAACCCAACCAGACA